AUGGGCGAGACCGGAAAACACAAAUGGUUCUCCUUUCACCACCACCGCUCAGCCUCCGCCACAACUAUGCCGCAGCAAAACCCCGGCGAAACUCCGACGGAGUUCCUCUGCCCCAUCACCGGAUUUCUAAUGUCGGAUCCCGUCGUCGUCGCCUCGGGUCAGACAUUCGAGCGUAUCUCCGUCCAGGUGUGCCGGAAUCUCGGGUUCGCGCCGAAGCUUCACGACGGAACUCAGCCUGAUAUAUCAACAGUAAUCCCCAAUCUCGCCAUGAAAUCAACUAUCCUCAGCUGGUGCUCCAGGAACAAACUGGAGCAUCCACGACCUCCCGAUUACGCUUACGUCGAAGGCGUCGUUCGUGCCCGAAUGGACAAGGAUCCGGGUAACCGGGUCUCCAAAUCGGAGAUUCUGCUUCCGGUGGCUGAGAAUUCGGCGUUGGAUUACGAUUCUAUGAUGGGAGCGAUUCGAUCUCGGUCAAGGAAUUCGAUUUCGUCUUCCACUUCCCUUCCGCUUCACCAUCCCCGGCCGGUUAGUCACUCGAUGGUCUCUCCAUCUUACAAUCCGUCGUCAGAAGUUUACGCCGGAGUUGAGAAUCAAAACCGGAUUCACAGCUCCUUCUCUACCUCCGAUUACUCCUCUUUUCCUCCGAUGACACCGGAGGAAGAAGAGAUUUACAACAAAUUGGCAAGCGCGAACACAAUUGACCACGAGCAAGGUCUGAUUCUGCUGAGGAAGACGACGAGAUCGAGCGAGAGCGCAAGGAUUUCACUCUGCACGGAUCGAAUCCUCUCCUUGCUCCGGUCACUAAUCGUUUCACGGUACAACAUCGUCCAGACGAACGCCGCCGCAUCGGUGGUCAACCUCUCGCUGGAGAAGCCGAACAAAUUGAAGAUCGUACGGUCUGGAUUCGUUCCUUUAUUGGUCGAUGUGCUCAAGUCGGGAUCAACGGAGGCGCAGGAGCAUGUAAUCGGAGCUCUGUUUAGCUUAGCGGUUGAGGAGGAGAACAAAAUGGUGAUCGGAGUUCUCGGAGCUGUGGAGCCGCUACUCCACGCUCUCCGAUCAUCAGAGAGCGAGAGAGCGCGUCAAGACGCAGCUCUUGCGCUUUACCACCUGUCGUUGAUCCCGAACAACCGAGCGAGGCUGGUUCGAGCCGGUGCGGUGCCGAUGAUGCUGUCAAUGGUCAGAUCCGGCGAAUCGGCGAGCCGGAUACUUCUGUUGCUCUGUAAUCUCGCGGCUUGUUCGGAAGGGAAAGGAGCGAUGCUUGAUGGUAACGCGGUGGCGAUACUGGUUGGGAAACUUCGGGAAGGUGGGGUUGAUUCAGAGGCGGCGCGUGAGAAUUGCGUGGGGGCUUUGUUGACGCUAAGUAUGGGGAAUAUGAGGUUUAGAGGAUUGGCGAGUGAGGCAGGUGCGGAGGAGAUUAUGACGGAAAUUGUGGAGAGCGAGAGCGGAAGCGAGCGUUUGAAGGAGAAGGCGGCGAAGAUUCUGCAGACGAUGAGAGGCGGAGAGAGGGAUUUUGGAGAAGGUGCGGAGGCGCGUGAGUGGAACCGCAUGUUGGAAGCGAGUGGGCUAAGUCGUUCUCAGUUUCAAGGAGGAGGACAAAAAGAAGGUUUCGCUUAUUCCUCUCAGUUUUAG
Messenger RNA from Microthlaspi erraticum, 1629 nucleotides. NCBI's taxonomy places the organism in Eukaryota, Viridiplantae, Streptophyta, Magnoliopsida, Brassicales, Brassicaceae. The record is from the annotation of a GenBank genome assembly.